Armigeres subalbatus is the source of this 1192-nucleotide messenger RNA. Its product is annotated as syntaxin-8. Gene Ontology annotation, cellular component: membrane; SNARE complex; endomembrane system. Gene Ontology annotation, biological process: intracellular protein transport; vesicle fusion. Gene Ontology annotation, molecular function: SNAP receptor activity; SNARE binding. The coding region runs from base 160 to 876 and encodes 238 amino acids. The record is from RefSeq and is a predicted model, not a curated record. The transcript has 3 exons. NCBI's taxonomy places the organism in Eukaryota, Metazoa, Arthropoda, Insecta, Diptera, Culicidae.
UUGCUCUUUUCGUAAAACUAAUUUUCUGCACUCGACUUUAUCUAUAAAUUUACGCCUUGUAGUUUUUACAUUAGUCAUCCAAUAUUUUUUAGUGUUUCUCUAAAUAACUCGGUUUCGUAGGUCACUGUGACGAUAAUUUCAUAUCUUUCCAUCUUCUAAAUGGCCCUCAUCAACAUCGAUGGUGAUCCAUGGCUGAGCGAUUUAGAUGCCUGUGAGCGUUUGAGUAACGAAAUCCAAUCACAGCUAGUAACCCGCAAUCGCCAGGGGCAGUUUUCCCGAGAAUAUUCGUCUAUGUCCGGUCAGGUGCGGGUGCGGCUGAAGCAGUUUGGCACCGAACUGGAACAAUUGGACAAAAAACUACGUUACAUAUCCAGCUCGCUCACGUCGGCUGAAGCCGAGCGUCGCCAGCGGCAGGUCGAAGCCUUGCAAUCGAAACACGUUCAACUAAAAAAGCAGUUCAGCGCUGUAGAGGCGUCGACUGAACGUGCUAGUUUGUUCGCUGAUUCCGGAAGCAAUAGAUUGUUCGAUGACGACGAUGAUGAUCCAGCGUUAAUCAGACCAGAAUCUAGCUACACUGUAACAGAUUUACGUGCCCAGCAAACGCGAAUAUUAGAGGAUCAGAACGAAGGAUUGGAAGCUUUGUCCAAGGUUAUUUCGCGACAAAAAGUUUUGGCGUCACAGAUUGGAAACGAAGUUGAUCGACACAAUGAAAUUUUGGACGAUCUAGCCGACACAAUGGAAACAACUGAUUCCAGGUUGAAUAGAGAAACCCGUCAGAUUGGAGCCGUAACGGAACAAGAUUCAUCAACACGUGGCUAUUGGGUGGUGAUUGGAGUGUUGGCUCUGGCUAUUGUUUUAGUAUCCAUUUUAUUGUAGAUUGUAUGGAUGUUCGAAAAAGGUGAGUACCUACCGAUUAGAAUCGGGAACCUCUGCCGCAAAUUUCUAGGAUGCAAAAUAUGUUUUAUUAUCUUCAAAUAAAAAUAAUAAAGAAUUUAUCUUUAAUGAACAAUGACUACUACCUGUAAAUAAACUUUUCGCUGCAUCAGAUAUAUCGCAUGUCAGAAGUUUUGCAGGUACCUACUUACAUAUAUAAUUUUGUGUAUGUUAUUAUAAAUAUAUGAUACCAAAUUUUAUCAAUCGCAAACUACAUGUAGAGUUUAUAUUAUAUUACUUAUUUUAGUUUAUAGUUUUA